UCAUCAACCAACAGAAACAUGGGGUCAUCACCACCUCCAACUUUAUCUGGUCCUACAUUACCAGCAGAGCUUGAGAGUUCCUUUCGUCAGAUUGUAACUGAUGCUUGUGAAUCUCACCCACAUUUGAGGGAUUUUCUCAUUGAUUUUCAUUUCAAAGAUGGGAAUAUUAGAUACUCCCAGAUCGACCAAUACCUUAGCUCUUCACCAUUUUCCUCUUCCCAAGCAAAUCGGCUGGAAUCCCAAAACUUUUUAUCAACCACAACGCCAAAUAAUCCUCCAUCCUCAGUUCAUGCCAGCUCGGCUUCUUUAUUAAGAACAUCUACUGGGAACCCUGACAACUCCAUACACAACAAUGAAAAUCCAGCCACACAAGCAAAUAUUUUGCCAAUGGGAACAAACUCAAGGCCUGAUGGCCCAAACCCGAUUCACAAUCAAUCUGUGACACCCAUGCCUACAGAAAUCAUACCCAACUUCAUCAAUUCAGUACCAGCAAACAGUGGAGGAGAUGAAUGUGGUGAUGAGGGUGGAGUUAUCCGAAGUGCAGCGAGAUCGAGAGCACCGUGGAAAAGGAUGUACGAGUCCAGGCUGAUGUUUCAUUCUAUAGCUGGUGGUAGUUCGUUGAGAAAUCAACCCGAACCGAAUCAAUAUUGUGGAUGCAUCAUGAAAACAGUGAUGGAAGGCCAGACCAUGCCUUCCCUGAGGACUUGCCCGGUUCAUGAACCCUCCUACGAGCUAUUGGAUUUGUCUGUGUUAACUAGUCAUGUACCACCGCCACCACCAAUUGAAAAACAUCCUGAUGAUGUAAUUAGUAGCAUGGGGGGUUCACUACCUAAUCAUGAGAAUGUUGGGGAAUGGGUUCCUGCUCCAUUGAACUCAACCAUCCAACACGGAUUUAAUUCGCAAAGGAUGAAGGAUUCACUUCCUUGUCAUCAGAAUGUUGAAGGAUUGGUUCCUGCUCCAUUGAACUCAACCAUCCAACACGGGCUUCAUUCCCAAAGGUUGACAUAUCUGAUAGCGGGUGCACUUCCUAGUCAUCAGAAUGUUGGAGGAUUGGUUCCUGCUCUAUCGAACUCAACCAUUCAAGAGGAACUUGAUUCCCAAAGUGAUGAUGUAAUUAGUAAGAUGACGGCUUCACUUCCUAGUCAUCAGUAUGUUGAAGAAUUGGUUCCUUUUUCAUUGAACUCGACUAUCCAACACGAAGUUGAUUCCCAAAGGAUGGCGGGUUCACUUCCUUGUCAUCAGAAUGUUGGAGGAUUGGUUCCUGCUCCAUUGAACUCAGCCAUUCAAUACGAACUUGAUUCCCAAAGGCCUCAAAGACAAAAUACAGCUUCAAUAUUUGAUUUGGAGUUGAAAGCCGCCCAGCCAUCAACAACAUUCUCUUAUUUCCAAGUUCCGCAAUCGCAUAGGCAGUGGACAGGUAAUGCUAUCGAUUUGGGAAGCUGUUCACUAGUACAUGGACACAGUAUUCAAAGCAUUCAAACAAUCACUUCCCCAAUAGUCUCUACUACAGCAGUAAUCCCAAAUGAUGAACUCCUUGAAAUCACUUAUGAACGUGAUAAUCUGCAGCUGGAAAGCCAAGAUUUUAGUAUCAGUAGUGAGGCUGCCAAACUCGAGCAAUUUGUUAAGCAGUUCGAAGCACUAAUUCAUGUGGAUCAAAUGGACUGGAACAACGACGCUCUGGAAACCUCCUAA
Messenger RNA from Oldenlandia corymbosa var. corymbosa, 1692 nucleotides. NCBI's taxonomy places the organism in Eukaryota, Viridiplantae, Streptophyta, Magnoliopsida, Gentianales, Rubiaceae. The record is from the annotation of a GenBank genome assembly.